This is a messenger RNA of Penicillium subrubescens, 1455 nucleotides long. Its product is annotated as polysaccharide deacetylase family protein. Lineage: Eukaryota; Fungi; Ascomycota; Eurotiomycetes; Eurotiales; Aspergillaceae. Gene Ontology annotation, biological process: carbohydrate metabolic process. Gene Ontology annotation, molecular function: hydrolase activity, acting on carbon-nitrogen (but not peptide) bonds. The transcript has 3 exons. The coding region runs from base 1 to 1455 and encodes 484 amino acids. The record is from RefSeq and is a predicted model, not a curated record.
AUGCGAUACUCCCUUUCCUUGGUUGCGCCGGCUUUGGCCUUGACCUUGAUCCUCCCGACGGCGACGUCUCUAGUCUUUGGACCCUACGAGCAACGUCCCUACGAGCAGCAACACUGGUUCGAGACUCGCCAAGACAAGAGCCAAGAUCCUGCUCCUGUGAAACCAGCCUCCUCGCUAAUCAUCGACACCUUUCGAAACCCCUUGCACAAUGAUCUAGGGUUCUGGCAUGGCACCGGCGAGAACUUGACUCUCCAACAUGAGCCCGGUUCCAUGCGUCUGUUCCCGACAGACCCGGACCAGAACUUCCAUACGCAAUUCGAUGUACGCGACUGCUUCAGUCUGCUUCCAUGGAAAGACCAGUUUCUGCAUGUUGUGUUCGAGGGCAACGAGGAAUUUACGGUGUCGCUGAAUGAACACAAUGCGGAGUGCAAUCCGGCUCGUUCGCCUUUCCCUGGUGUGCCGGACAGUGUACAGGCGUCGAGAUACAUUAUGAGAACUCGGUCAUGGGAUCCGGAUCAUGACGAUAAUGACUGGGAUGAGAGUCUCAAGCACGGGAAGCAGAGACUGCCUCUCAAACAUCGAUUCAGAAAUGACACUCGUGGUGGUGGCCGCCAACGUCCUGCUUGGUCAAAGAGAUCCGAGUUGUUCAUUCCGUUGUCUCAUUUCCGAAUCGAUCACAAGCGCGUUGUCUCGGUCUCUUUCACUGGGUUCUACACCCGUGAGCCCAUCACUCUUUACCGGGUCGAGAUCGUGCCGGAUGUGCCUAGUCCAGCCGCCUGGAAUGGUUACUUCACGAUUCCAGAAAACCUUCCGACGGGACAGCUGAUUCUCCGUUGCAGUCGGCCUAACUCAUUCGCCUUUGGCAUUGAUGACGGCCAGCCUCAAUACGCGCAGCAGGUCAUGCGAAUCCUGGACGAGGAGGAUGUGCGGGUGACAUUCUUUGCCGUUGCGACUGGACUCAGAGAUAGGAGCACCAAUUUCACCAGGUUUUAUGGGGAGAUGUUGAAGAAGGGACAUCAGGUUGCUUUGCAUUCGAACACUCAUCCUAAGAUGGAAGCCCUACCGACCCUGCACGAGAUCAACGACGAGAUCAUCCAAUCCAUACGGACACUGGAGGAUCAGCUAGGCGUGAGAUCACGAUACUUCCGUCCACCCUUCGGCACCGUCGGUGUGCGCCUGCGUCAACAGCUGGCGCAGUACAUCGACGACCCAUACAUUGUGAACUGGAGCGUUGAUGUGGAAGACUGGUUAUGGGGAGAUACCAACACACCAGAACGACAGCUCGACGCAUUCUAUCGGGAUGUGGCCGGAGGUGGCAAUCUCGCCGUGAUGCACUACCUCAAUCCCAUUACGGCUGGAUACCUGCGGCAUUUCAUUCGGCAUGUUAAGAGACUGGGGCUCAACAUUAUGCGAGUCGAUCAGUGUCUGGAGGAUCCCAACAGUCCGCCGCUGUGA